Molecule: messenger RNA, 4899 nt
Organism: Mugil cephalus (flathead mullet)
Lineage: Eukaryota; Metazoa; Chordata; Actinopteri; Mugiliformes; Mugilidae
Product: achaete-scute homolog 4-like
Exons: 2
Coding region: 677-1222 (181 amino acids)
Biological process (GO): developmental process; regulation of transcription by RNA polymerase II
Molecular function (GO): DNA-binding transcription factor activity, RNA polymerase II-specific; protein dimerization activity; RNA polymerase II transcription regulatory region sequence-specific DNA binding
Source: RefSeq, a predicted model, not a curated record
CUGGUAAUAGGGUCAAGAAGUGUUAAAUAUAUUGCCUUGUCUGGAGUUAUUAUAGCUCAACUAAAAGUUCCAAUCAACCAAAAGAAAGAAAGAAUAUUUCCCACGUACAAUAUCAUGAGUGGUUUUCAAUUCCAGUCCACACUUGUCUUUGCUUAACUUUGGCCAUUUCAUUGUAAAUUCAAGCACAUUUCUGGUUUGACUCAAUCAAUUUCACGUCGCAGAUGAUUACACAGCUUAUCAUUAAAAAACAUCUGACACACACUGAACUAUGAGACUAUGAGCUUAAGACUCACUACUGAUGUAAAGAGUUUACUAAUAAACGACUUCUUGGAAACGACCAAGUGUGUUUUCCUAUUAGUAAUCAGUUUUUAUUUCACGAUGAGAGCUGCUUCACCGUGUCAUCGGAAGGAAGUAAAUGCUAUGUGAACAGAUUUAUCUUGAUAAGAAAGCUACAUGGCCGCAUCUCCGCCCAGGAUCACACCCACCUUAUCUGCAGCCUCAAAACUCCAAGAAACACGGUGUCACCUACACUGACAGCGCUCUGAUAGACGAAAGUCGACCUUCUUGACAUUUUUUGCUUUACCACAACGUGCCGUGAUUCAGAGGGAAACCGUUGCGCAACACACGAGAUGAUCCUGAGGAGACUCUGACGGUGAGCUGAAACGAUUGCAGGAAGAUGUCUUGUCAUGGGAAGGAUUUAAUGGAGAAUAUUCAAUUUGUACCUCCUCUGGCUCUCCACGGCAUCUCCAUGGACAACAGGGGAGCGCACUACAAAGAUGCGCUCCGGCUCGGGUUGCCAUUCCACCUGGAGGCUUCAUACCUUGACUCCGUGCACGGCCAGAGGUUGCCCUACGGACGACUGUCAUACUUCCCCUUCCACGGACCUCUCGGCGUGUGCGAUUACUCCUUCGAGCCCGCGUUUAUCCGGAAAAGAAACGAAAGGGAGCGGCACCGGGUGCGCUGCGUAAACGAGGGUUACGCGCGUCUCAGAGAGCACCUGCCCCAGGAGUUCGAAGACAAGCGGCUCAGCAAAGUGGAGACACUGCGGGCGGCUAUUGACUAUAUCAAACACCUGCAGGGCCUGCUGGACUUAAACGCCUCCGGGAUGGAGAUGUCGCUUGGAGACGCGCGCAACCGCGAGUCGAUGUCAACCAGGACCGAGUGCAACAGUGACGGAGAGUCCAAAACCAGCCUCAGCGACAGUGGGGAGAUUGUUUACUAGUUGUUUCUCCCUCAGACUUGCUGAUUAUUAAUAACGUGUAAAGAAAAAAAGACAAACGAAAAGCGAACCUUGUUUUUUAAUGUUUUAUUUGUUUUUUGUUUUUGUUGUUUUUUUUACAGUAAAUGUGCACAGUGAAUGAAAUCGACUGCAAUGGCUAUGAAUUAAUAUACUGUUACUGUCUGGAUUUGUUCCGUAAAGACUACAAUGGGAAUAAAGUCAGGGAGUAAGAACGGAAUCAGAGAAAGAAAGACUCUUCUUGACUACUGAGAAAAUGUCACAGUCUCAUCAAGAAAUCCUUCCACGGAGUGAAAUAUAGUUUCAAAUUAAACUAUACUUUUGUAUGAGAGUCUUUCUUGUGGAAAUGCACGAAACAUUAUCAACCAUGUGCUUUCUAUUACUAAUGCCUUUCCCCUUGUGAAACUACUGAAAAGAAAUAUGUGUUCUCGGACCGGGAUUAUGUUUGAUAUCAUUAUUAUGAUUUAAUAGGACGGCCAAGUGGCCAUGCUGUACAAGUGAAAAUUAGGAUUUUGGAUAACAAGAUGAUCACUUCAUUUUUUUUUUAUUUAUUAUUAUUAUUAUUAUUAUUAUUAUUUUUUUGUAUAGUUAAAGUAGAAUUUUUUACAAAUCAGGGCGUAAUUUGAUAUUACACUAUUGUGGCCUUCAGUGACUCAAUCAUCAUUUCAAAUUAAAAUGAAAUUAAAUUACUCUCCUCCAAAGAUCUAAAUUAAAGAACAAAGACUGGAAAUUCCACACAAGGAGGGAAGGUUUUACACCGCGUUGCUUAUGCUAUUGUUUCUUUAUUUUUCUUAAACUCUCUUGGCAGAUUUAUUCUCACAAAAAUAAACAUUUUAAGUUGAUCGACCCUUAAAUGCACUAAUAUUUAAUCAUAUGCAUCUGUUUCGCUGAUAGUGACUUACUGAUUAGCCUAUAAUGUUCAUUUAAACUUUUCUUAUGCACACAUCUAUGUUGUCCUGUGGUGUUAAAAUUAGAUGAACUUCAGUAAUCAAUAGAGUACUUUGAUGGCAGUUUUUCCAUCUGUACCAUUUGAAAAAGGUCUUUUUUUUGCAGCACAUUUUUGCUUUUGACUUAUCAAAUCCAAAGCUUUCCCUGUCAGAGACUAAAACUCUUGAGCUUUAGUUACGGAAAACUGAGUUCUUAAGUGGUAACCUAAGAGGAGAAAUUACAUUUCAAGCCUGAAAAAACUAAGGAAGAAGAAUGUCUUCUUUUUUUUAAAGUGCCCUUCAAAGACCACCUACUUAUUGUACCAUCUCAAUUUUCUCAGGAAGUUUUUCUCUCCUAAUAGCUUAAGGAAUGUAUUUAUCAGGGAGCCCUCAGCCUCAAAAGAGCAAACUCUGGCAACACCCUCCCCUGCUGUAUUAUUUGGUGUUUAUGCUUCCCACCUCCGCUGACCUGCAUGGAAACAGCGCUUCUGAUUUUCUGUAAAAACCACAAAUAAAAAAAUAAAAUAAAAAAAGUAAACACUAUAUUGUAUACAAGUAAUAGGAAUUUGGAAAGACCAGCAGAGCGUGGUUCAAGUGAACCAUACUGGUACGGGAGAAAUGCAUUGAUGGCCACAAAGGCGUGACAACCCUUCGACAAAAGGUGUUUAGCGGAGCAGUGUGUGAAUUAGACCCAAUAAUUAGCCAAGUGCUGGUACCCUGGGCUUGAUGGUUCAGUGGCUCUGAGAAGAUAGAAAGCAUGAAGCUACUUAAAUGAAAGCCUCCAUCAUAAUGGAUGUUUUCUUUCCACAUGCACACAGGCAGAUUCUAAUCAGAUUCCUGCACAGAUUCCUCGCAGGCCCCGCUCAGUUUCACUGUUAUGCCUAUGCAUGCAUGUGAUAGAAUCCAUGAGACAUUAGAUCAGGUUGAUUUGGAUCAUGAUUUAACACUUGGCACGGUUGCGGCCAUAUGGCAACAUUUACUUUAUCUCAACUGUACUAAAAGAAAGUAUACUAUACUAUACUCUUUAAUUUUGAAAAUAGGCAUUUACUUUGAUUUUAUGUAUCUGGGAAAUCCUGUUUUCCACCACCAGUACAAAAGGUUUCAGCAUUAAAUUAGAACUGUCCGGGGAAAUUCUACUUAUAUUAUUUAUUUAUUUUUUUAUCUUUUAAAAAAUUACAGUGAGACUGUUGUAAAAAUGUGUUGCCAUAUGGCAAUUACUGUAUAUGCAAGUAUGGAACUGAACUGUGUGCAUUCAACCUAAUAGACUGUAAAAAAGAUAAUUACAAAUAAUUACAAGCACAAUUUUAUGAAAGCACAUUUAAAAGGCGAAUUAUUAAUGGAAAUUAUAUUUUGUCAUUUCUUUUUGUCAAGUUUCACACAGUAAAUGAUAUAUUCUUUCAAUUCUUCCUAUUGUAAAUAUUGUACAGGUUGUAAAAACACUGUGAUAUUGCCCAUAUAGUAAAGCAAUUACAAUUUUGUUAUUGACCUAUAUUACAACCUACAAUUAUAUCAAUUUCACUGUAUAAAUACAUUUUAACAAGUGUAAGUUGGGUUUGUUUUGUUUUGAAUAAAAGCAUGUUUUUAUGGGACGAAAUUGAUUUUAUGGCACUUUCCAGAAUUGUACAUUGAUGCAACUGUCUACGAAUUACACUACCUUUAUUUAUUUAUAUAUCAUCUUUAAGGAAGAAUUCAUGCAAUAGAGACACAAUUCUGAUUCAUCUUCUUGUAUUGUGUCCUAACCUCCCACACAUCAGGUUUGGGAAUCUGUCACAACAUGUGACACACACACAUUUGUUGGGCUAUCUUUGUGUCCUUCUGUGACAUAAUGCAUUCCUGAGCCCCAAAUACUAAACAUAAUUUAAUUGUGACCUUUAUCCUAUGACUGAACAUAUAACGUCACCCUCAAAUGGCUUUGCAAAGAAGUGAGGACAGGCCAAAAUGUCCUCACUUUGCACAAAUGUCCUCACUCCGAAGGUGUAAUACUGCACACUGGUCCCCAGAAAGAUAGCUGUACAACCGCACACACGCACACACAAACAUUGUAUUGUAUAAUUUCUUCUUUCAGUUCUCUUAACGCUCCGUACAAGCAGUGAUUCCUUUCAGAAUAAGAACAAUAUCUCAUCCAAACAGACCGGCAGAGACACAGGGCCCCCAUAGGGCCCCGGAGUAAACACACUCCUGAGGACAAUGAUGAGUUCAAGGUUCACCUUAUGGGGACAAGCAAUCUGACCUCGAUUUUGAUAAAGAAUACAAAAAAAAAAGGCAAAUAUCAAAACACACGGGAGAGAUAGCAUAGAGAAAUCAAGGAAGACGUAUGGUAGAGUGGUUUCAAAUAUUUAAUUUUGUUCCCCGUUCAACAACUGCAAGACGGACAUACAUUCUCACCGAGCUCUUUAUUAAUACUGCUGAUGUUUUCCUGAGUGCGCAAGGCUACACAUUUGUGCAGGAGAGAAAAUUCCUCCACUCACACACGAUGACUAGGCGAGAUAAAGUUUAUCAGUCGCAGCAAGAUCAGUGCGGGACCACCGGGAAAGGCUGCAGCGACAUGUUCAGACAGACAGCCCUCAUACAGGGACGGAAACGGAACAACCGGGAGAAACAGGACGCACAAAGAUGCUGGGUGAGCCUCUUUACACUGCAGAUAAACUCUGGUGCGGUGCAACUUCAGUAUUUAAUGUUUAAAUUGUUUAAAAAGCUAGUCUUGCACAUUGCACAUCACAAGCUCAUAUUUUAUUA